Hippocampus comes (tiger tail seahorse) is the source of this 2405-nucleotide messenger RNA. RefSeq names its product angiopoietin-related protein 3-like. Lineage: Eukaryota; Metazoa; Chordata; Actinopteri; Syngnathiformes; Syngnathidae. The record is from RefSeq and is a predicted model, not a curated record. The transcript has 7 exons. The coding region runs from base 559 to 1983 and encodes 474 amino acids. Gene Ontology annotation, biological process: cholesterol homeostasis; phospholipid catabolic process; triglyceride homeostasis.
ACUGUAACAACCAGCAUUUUACUUUGCUGUAAUCAGGCCGUGUGGCUGAAGCCAGGGUUGUAACUGUGUUUACUGUGUAAACAACGAGGGCCUCUGCAACGCUGCUGCGACAUGAAUGGUUAACAAUUAACAGAGAGCCUCAGUCAUCACCCUUGUAGAUUGCCACUCCAUACUAUAAGCAUCCCGCAUAAUCCUCGUGUUUGUCUGUUGGUGAAUACUGUCGUGACCAAAAUAUCAUUGCGGAGGACCAAAGCAGUCAUUCUUGGGGAAAGCAUUUUUUUUUUCUUUUUCAAUUUGACACAAUGCGACCAAAGAUGUCUUUAUGCCUGGAGUCUGUCAGAUUAAAAAAAAAAAAAAAAAUCUUUUCAGAUUUGAAAAAUCCCUAUGUGUGUUCCAGGCAAGAGGAGAAUCCAAACAGUACCGGAAUUGAUCUGAUCCAAGUUAAUCAUUAACAUGCUUUUGACAGUGUAUAAAGCUCAUGAUGUUCCCACCGUGGCUCUUCAGCCAGUCACAGGAGAGAGUGACGGCUGUCAGCGGUAGGAUAAGCAGAACGACAACAUGAAAACGACCCUGACCUACUUAUUUAUUCUUGCUGGUGCCGGGCUAACUGUCCUGUGCGGCAAAGAGGAGCAGCCCGAGGUUUCUGUUGAAACCCCCUCACACUUUGCAGCUCUGGACGACGUGCGACUCCUGGCGACCGGCCUCCUCGAGCUGGGCCAGAGCCUGCGGGAUUUUGUGCACAAGACCAAGGGGCAGAUCAAUGAUAUCUUCCAAAAGCUCAACAUCUUUGGCCGUUCGUUCGACCAACUUUCUGUGCUGGCCAGGGAAAUCAAGGAGGAGGAAGAGGAGCUGAAGAAGACGGCGGUGAUGCUGCAAGCUAACAAUGAGGAGAUCAGGGGCAUAUCUGUUAACAUCGGCUCCAAGGUGGAAAGCAUCAUGCUGGAGAAGAGCUCUCUGCGGAGCAAAGUGGAAGGUCUGGAAGAGAAGCUGAGAAGUAUGUCUCAGAGCCUGUUGACUGGCGACCAAGUGAGAGACAUCAAUGGUCUUAAGGGAGUGAUUAACAACCAGGAACAAAGCAUCACAGAGCUGCUGAAGGCUGUGAGGGAGCAAAGUGAUCAACUCAACUACCAGAGAGUUAAAAUCAAGAGUCUGGAAGAAAAGCUUACAGCCAGUACAUUAGCUCAAGACACAAGUGGAAGGAUGCCUGAAUCCUUCAGCAGCGACACACCCACACUCAGCCCAUAUCUGGCCUCAGACUCCAGCAAGAAAACCGCAGACAUGGAUCUCCCGUCAGACUGCAGUGAAGUGUUCAACAGAGGUGAGAAAAUCAGUCGAGUGUACGCCAUCAGACCUAAUGGAUCGGAGCCGUUCAAGGUGUUUUGUGACAUGACCGCAGAUCAUGGAGCAACAGUCAUUCAGCGUAGAAGAGACGGCUCUGUCAACUUUGACCAAUCGUGGGAGAAAUACGAAAAUGGAUUUGGAGAUUUUCACGGGGAGUUUUGGCUGGGUCUGAGUAAGAUUCACUCGCUGGUUGCACAGGGCAAUUCUGUCCUUCACAUCCAUCUGGAAGACUGGAAACACAAUAAGCGCUUCAUCGAAUACACUUGUGACCUUGAUGGUCCAGAGAGCAACUACACCCUUCACCUCAAGCUAUUGUCAGGAGAUCUGAGCGACCCCAUGAAGAACCACACGGGCAUGAUGUUCUCCACUAAGGACAGGGACAAUAACAAGCACCGGCACUCCAACUGUGCCCACAACUACACAGGUGGUUGGUGGUUCAAUAGCUGUGGGGACACCAACUUGAAUGGGAGAUAUUUCCGCAUGAGACACAAGGGACGUUCAGAUCGUCGAAGAGGGAUUCAUUUGAAGCCGGGGCGAAAAGCUUCUUAUUCGCUCAGGUUCACACAAAUAUCGGUCUUUCCCUUCAACACGUCUUCACAGUCAUCUGAAACUGGUGGUUUUCUCGCAAACAACCACCUGUGAAGAGUGUAUAGAGGCCUCUUCAGGAAAACGUUGGAAAUGCUAUGUGUGGGCAGCCAUCAUUUCAGAAGGCAUGGUCUCAGUUAGGGGAUUCAAGUCACUUACACAGGAACGAAGUGCAGAGCGACAGCACUAAGAGUUGUUCUGUCUGAAAACGCAGACAGGCCGGGCUAAGCUCAUGACCAAGAAGAAAUAUAUAUUUUCUAAACAUUUCAAAUGGAAAUUCAUUAAGUUGUUCUGAUCUUCAUCACGUGGUACAAACUAUAGGGUGAUUGAAUAGUAAGUAACUCCCCAUUUCAAAAUACUGAUAAAUUAUGAAUGUAUUGCCAUUUAUCGGAAAACAAACUAUAUUUUAAUUUUAAUGUGUUUGUUAUUUUUUCGGGAGUUUGAGAGUCCUGCACAGGAUCUUAGCUAUUCCCAGUAUU